Messenger RNA from Drosophila grimshawi, 1558 nucleotides. Its product is annotated as sensory neuron membrane protein 1. The record is from RefSeq and is a predicted model, not a curated record. Gene Ontology annotation, molecular function: scavenger receptor activity. Gene Ontology annotation, cellular component: membrane; cytoplasm. NCBI's taxonomy places the organism in Eukaryota, Metazoa, Arthropoda, Insecta, Diptera, Drosophilidae. The transcript has 8 exons. The coding region runs from base 1 to 1383 and encodes 460 amino acids.
AUGCGGAGUGUCAAUCUGAAGCCAGGCAGUGAGACGCGUCAGAUGUGGGAAAAGUUGCCAUUUCCCAUGAUCUUUAAGAUCUACAUAUUCAAUGUGACCAAUGCGCGGGAAAUUGAAAUGGGCGGCAAACCGAAGCUGCAGGAAGUGGGUCCAUUUGUAUACGAAGAGUGGAAGGACAAGUAUGAUCUGUUGGACAUAGAAGCAGAGGAUGCCAUCAGUUUCAAUAUGCGCAACACAUUCAAGUCACGCAGCGAUUUGGGUCUCACUGGAGAGGAGCUAAUAACGCUGCCACAUCCACUGCUCCAGUUCAUGACCAUUGCGAACCUGGGUCAGCCAGCAGAAACACAGGCAGCUGUUGCCUUGGGAUUGGAUUUGAUUUUGAAGCCGGAGAGCGCUUUUAUAACAGCCAAAUUCUCGGAUCUCUUCUACAAUGGCAUUGAAGUCAAUUGUGCCCAGGAGCAUGCUGCGGCACUGGCCAUCUGUCAGCAGUUCCAAAUGGGUGCCGUGCCGGGUGCAAUUCCACUAAAUGCCACACACUACAGCUUCUCGCUAAUGGGAGCGGGGAAUCACACGAAUGCUGGACGCUUUAAGGUCUCGCGCAGCAGAGCCAAGAAGUCCUCGGUGGGACGUGUGCUCUCGUUCAACGAUGCGGAGCAGCUGCAAGUGUGGCAGGAGACAAACAAUGGCAGCUGCAAUAUUUUACGUGGCACAGAUGGCACCAUCUUUGCGCCGUACAUGCGACCACAGCACGGCCUGUGGAGCUACUCGGCCCAACUGUGCCGCUCCCUGACGCCCAAGUUAGUGGGCAGCACCAAAUACAAUCAGCUGCCCGCAAAGCGCUAUGAGCUCAGCUUUGGCUCGGCCAGCACGGAAGAUGAUUUAAACUGCUACUGCACGGACUACCCCAUAGAUUGUCCGGCUGAUGGCACUAUGGAUCUGGUGCGUUGCAGUGGCACGCCCUUAAUCGCCUCCUUGCCACACUUUUAUGGCGCUGAUGAAUAUUUAUUGGAGCAAGUUGAGGGAUUGGCGCCCACAGCUGCCAAACAUGCCAGCAUAUUGAUUUUUGAACAGUUAUCCGGCAGUGUGCUCUCCGUGCACAAUCGCCUGCAGUUCAGUUUGAAAGUGGCGCCUGUUAAGGAUGUGCCGCUGAUGUCCCAGUUGCGUGCCGUGGCAAUGCCACUCUUUUGGAUUGAGGAAUCGCUGCAGCUGGAUGAGAAAAUCACACAGCUGCUGCAUAAAAAGAUAUUUGCUGUGCUCAAUGCGAACAAUUUGUUCAGAUGGUUAGCAAUUGGCCUGGGCAGCUUGGGCUGUGCACUUGGAGCACUUUUUCUGCAUCUAACACGCAGCGAUGUGAAGCGAGUGGGUGUCAGCUUACCCGAAUAGAUUACACACAUAUUAUAUAUAAAUAAGUACAUAUAUCAGUGGGAAUGUUUAGUUUAAAAGUCAUGUUUUACAUUACGGGCAAUUGAAAUCAACAUAAUAUUUAAUAUGAAUGUAUUUGAUUGAUUCGCUGGUGCUUGGAAGAGCAUUAUGCAAUAUAUAAAAUUAUAUAACUUAA